Messenger RNA from Closterium sp. Naga37s-1, 1050 nucleotides. Lineage: Eukaryota; Viridiplantae; Streptophyta; Zygnematophyceae; Desmidiales; Closteriaceae. The record is from the annotation of a GenBank genome assembly.
AUGUCCCUUGGGGGGACCACAGGCGACAACACGCGCCUGCUUCGGAAGGCUCCAGAGGAGGAGGAGGAGGAGGAGGAGGAGGAGGAGGAGGAGGAGGAGGAGGAGGCGAUGCAGGCGGAGGGCGUGCGGGAGGUGGCCGUGGCAACUGGCCUGGAGGUGCUGUACCAGGAGACCCCCAACUACCGCGGAGCGGCGGCCGAGGCUGACCGCAUGAUCGAGCCAAGGGAGACGGCUAGGCAUGCCUGGCGAGUGCCAGACCUGGGCUUUGCGGGAUUGAAUGGCAAGUGUGGGCGGCGUACCGAGGGAGCUACAGACGUGCAGGCACAGUCUUUCAAGAAGCACGAAGGGAUGGUGAAGCACCGAUUUUCUCUGCAGCGUCAGGAGGACUUGCUGCAGAAGUAUGGGCGACAGCUGCGCAUCGACAUGCACCCGAAAGCGCAGGACAUGGAGUUGCUGCAGGUGUCGUCGCUCGUGGACUCGGUGUACUUCAUGGGGAAGUGCAACGAGCCCAUGGACUCGUGGAUCCGGCUGGUGCGCUACAUGGCGAAGAAUAAGGUGCUCGGAUUUCCCGAGCAGGGCUACGGCACAUACUAUAAUACGGAGGCCUUGGCUGCCAAAGCCGCAGCGGAGGCGAUACCAACCUUCAACAUGGUUGACGACGUGAUCCGCGCCGUCGCAGAGUACCUUGGGCGAUCGGGGCCGUGGCAUCAGCGCUUCAUGGAGCUCCAGGAGGUGUUCACGUCCACCAACCUCGAGGUCCAAGGCAUACACGACGUGCGGUGGCUGUCCAGAGGAGCUGCAGUCGCCCGCUUCGUCCAAGUCCUACCUGCCAUCAUGGUGAUGUUGCCGGAGUGGAAGGACCAGACCAUGUACGAACUCGUCACGUCGUACAGGUUCCAGUUCCUCAUCAGGUUCCUCGUGGAUAUGCUGGAGCAGCUCAACGUCCUCUCCUCGGUUUUCCAGAAGCGGGAGGUAAGUGACUUUCAGGGUGUUGCUUGUGGUGGUUCUAGUACAAAACCCUUUGUACUAAUUUUCGUUGAAUGUUUGUGA